Messenger RNA from Cladophialophora immunda, 2277 nucleotides. RefSeq lists its product as uncharacterized. The transcript has a single exon. Lineage: Eukaryota; Fungi; Ascomycota; Eurotiomycetes; Chaetothyriales; Herpotrichiellaceae. The coding region runs from base 45 to 2132 and encodes 695 amino acids. Gene Ontology annotation, cellular component: cytoplasm. Gene Ontology annotation, molecular function: ATP binding; ATP hydrolysis activity. The record is from RefSeq and is a predicted model, not a curated record.
GCAUCUAUAGUCAUAAACAUGUCGAUCGGGACGAUCUCGGGAAGAUGUCCACCUUCAUUGUGCGUCCGGCCGGUGCGGACAAAGAUCCCUUUAGAAUCGGGUUGACCGCCGUCUCGAUGCUCUCGCUGAAGCUGAAGUCCGGGGACAUCUGUGAACUCAGAGGCGCGGACGACACCACCGGCAAGAGAAAACUCGCCGUAGCCUGGCAGGGGCUGGGGCCUGGGAUGAAAGACUCGAUCGUGCAGACGUCCAGACUGCUCCAAGAGGCCUACGGGUUGAAACUGGGCGACAAGGUCACGAUUUUGCGCUGGUCGCAUCCUCUGCAGAACCCCGUCUCCGUCACGCUCCAGAAGGUCGGAGCGCCGCCGGAUGUCAACGCCGACUUGAAGUCCUGGUCGAAGCAGAUUGCCUCGACCAUGUCCCCUGCGGGGGAAUACAUGGUCGUGUCCCAGAAGCUACACUGUCCGCUCAAGUCCGAAGGGGCCGAACCAGUCGAGUUUGUGGUGAAGGACGUGGGUGUGCCCGACUCGUUGUUUGCGCGUGUGACGAAGGACACGACGUUUCGCAUUGUCAGCGGUUCCGAGAGACCGGACCAGCCCGUGUCCAUCGUCUUUCGACCGAAGCACCUCGGUGGGAUACAGGAGCAAAUUUCUCAGGUGCAGGACAUCGUCAGCGAUCUCUGCUACCCGAUCGCCAAACGGCAUUUUCAAGCAUACGAACCGGUGCAGGGGCUUCUUCUCUAUGGCGCCAAAGGCACAGGCAAAUCUGCACUGAUUGCUGCUUUGGCCGAUUGCGAAUGGCCAACGGUGGUAUAUUGGAAACCAGGGACAGAAAUUUACGCUUCCUCAGAGCCGUGUUUGGUCAUUGUAAGGCCCGAAUAUCUGACUAAAAGCCCCGGCACCUCCUCAACUGUGUCCAGCGAAUUGGAGUCGAUGUUUCAGCGGAUUCAGGGCAGCCCAACCCUCGUAGUCGCCGAAGCAAGGCAUCCAAAUGACAUUGAUGAAAGGCUACGGACAGAAGGCAGAUUUGCCGCGGAGAUCGAGCUGCCGAUCCCCUCGGCGCUUCAGAGGAAAGAGAUCCUGCUUGCUCUAAGAGGCAAGGACGGUGUCCCAGCGGACGACCUUCUGCAGCAAAUUUCGGAGCGGACUCAUGGAUACGUGGGCGUCGACCUCAGGGCUCUUCUUCGGGUGACGAUGCGCCUUGCGUCCAAGCAUCCGCCGCCUUACGGGUCAGAGGAUGGCGAAAGCAGUCAGUUGGUUGUACAAUCCGCAGAUUUUGAGAGUGCCUUGCAACAAGUCCGACCGUCUGCCCUGCAGGAGAUCUUCCUCGAGACGCCGAAUGUCCGAUGGUCUGACAUCGGCGGCCAGCACGAAGUCAAGCGCCAACUGCACAACGCCGUGGAGCGGCCGCUGAAAUUUGCGGACCGCAUGAAGAAGUUGCGCCUGCAGCCCAAGAAAGGGGUCCUUUUAUACGGCCCCCCGGGUUGCUCAAAGACGUUGCUCGUUCGGGCUCUCGCGACGGAAGCGGGUCUGAACUUCCUGGCCGUCAAAGGCGCCGAGCUGAUCUCCAUGUACGUGGGCGAGAGCGAGAGAGCCACGCGCGAGGUCUUCCGGAAAGCCCGGGCGGCCAGCCCGAGCAUCGUCUUCUUCGACGAGAUCGACGCGAUCGCCUCCCGGGGGCGGAGCGGCAGCGACCUCAACGUCCUGACCACGCUGCUCAACGAGAUGGAUGGCUUCGAGGAGCUGCGGAACGUGUUCGUGGUAGCCGCGACCAAUAAGCCGCAAAACAUCGAUCCCGCCCUGAUGCGCCCGGGAAGAUUUGACAACGUGGUGUACAUUGGCCCGCCGGAUGUAGAGGCCAGGAAGGAGAUCUUCCACAAGCGCCUCGAAGGGGUCUAUGAGAGUACAAGCGGUCUCGACGACGACGUGCGCGAAUUCGCCAGUUCGACCGAAGGGUUCUCCGGGGCCGAGAUCGUAGCCAUUUGCCAGACCGCCGGGGAGAAUGCCUUUGACGCCGACCGCGAGGUUAUCGUGUCCGAUGACAUUCGGAGAGCCAUCGAGAAGACCCCCAAGAGUAUCACAAGGGAGAUGUUGCUAGAAUUCGAGACGUGGAACGCCGCUCGGAUGCGGUAAGAGCGAAGGUGCCCGUUGAGUCUUAGAGCGUCAAACAUCGACUGUCGCUAGCGUUGAUGUGCCUGUUAGGGAAGAAAAUCAGGCAUGGCCAUUUGGUCUGCCCUUUGUCUCGAUAGCCAAAUCAUUCACCGUCUUCCAGACAAAA